AUGUCCAUGUUCCGAUCGAAGAAGCUGGACCUUGGUGGUUUCGUCAACAUCAAGGUCAUUCGCGACCACACCAAGCGCAAAGUCUUUGAGCAGAACGAGACUGAGAGGUCAGUUGGAUCUCAGCAUAUCUAUACCCGUGAACAGUAUACUGAUUCAGGUUAUAGACAAGCACUCCGCUACAUCAUCCGCAACACACUCCUGCCGCAACGCACGCGCGCCCAGGCCCAACUGCAAUUGUCGCAAAUGCACUGCUACACCCGCCCCACCCAGAUCAAGAACAGAUGUAUUGCUGGAGGCAAGGGAAAAGGUGUUUUCCGUGAUUUCCGCAUGGCAAGAGUACGUUUGAUUUUGGAUAAAACAAGAAGACAAGGCUGA
Molecule: messenger RNA, 375 nt
Organism: Aureobasidium musti
Lineage: Eukaryota; Fungi; Ascomycota; Dothideomycetes; Dothideales; Saccotheciaceae
Source: the annotation of a GenBank genome assembly